ACCCCUCUUAUGUAUAGAUCGUUUACCUCGUCCGUAGCCGAUGUGGGAUUCGCCUAAGGUGAUGCCCCCUGAUGUCCAGGAUGUCACAUCUAAUGAUCUUCUUAACACCAUCCUAGAGCCGGAUACAACUGCACACCAAGCAUGGGAACGUUUGAAAAAUACUUUUUAGGAUAACAAAAAUUCUCAUGCUGUUUAUCUGGAAAAUCAAUUCACUCAUGUUCAUCUUGAUGAUUUUUCAAACGUUUCUGCUUAUUGUCAGGGACUUAAGAUGCUUGCUGAUCAACUUUCAAACAUUGGUGCACCGAUCUCAAAUCAAAGGGCUUGUCCUUGAGGAAACCCGCAAAGCUAAGCAAACAGCCACAACCUCUAAUGCUGCGGGAACUGCUCUUUUUACUACUGGUAGUUCGGAUAAUAAUUUUGUCUCUGGUCGUGUCUCAAAUCGUGGCUCAAGUAAUCAGUACAAUCGCAGUAAUAACGGACAGAAACGAGGUCAGCCUCGAAACAAUAAUAAAAGACAAAGCAAUGGUGGCCAUAACCACAGUAAUGGACAUCCACAAGGGGGGCAGCAGUGUUUUUGGCAGCAGCACCCACCAUUUUAUUCGUGGUCUGCCUAUCCACCAUGGCACUCAUGGGGUCAGCAAGCUUGGACUUCACCACCAUGUCCACAUCCAACAACUCCUUGGGCACGUCCACCUGCACGACAGUCUGGAAUUCUAGGAUCUCAUCCACAACAAGCAUAUGCUGCAUAGGCAUUUCCUUCUAGUUAUGCACCUACUGAUAUUGAUGCUGCAAUGCAAACCAUGUCUCUUAAUCCUCAUGAAGAGCUUUGGUACAUGGACACAUGAGCUACUUCGCAUAUGACAUAAUCUACAGGUACUCUCUCGUCUUAUUUUAAUAUGAGCAAUAAUAAUAAUAUAAUUGUUGGAAGUGGACAGGAAAUUCCAAUUCGUGGUUAUGGACACACAUCUCUUUCCCCACCACACCCACCAUUCCAUUUAACCAAUGUACUCCAUGCACCCAAACUCAUUAAAAACUUGGUUUCUAUGCGUUGUUUUGCUAUUGAUAAUAGAGUUUCUGUUGAGUUUGAUCCUUUUGGUUUUUCUGUAAAGGAGUUAUGGAGAGGGAUGCCACUAAUGAGAUGUAAUAGCAUUGGGGACCUUUAUCCUAUAUUAUGUUCUCCAGUUCAUUCUCCAUCUCCUUUUGCUGCUCUAUCUUCUGCUUUAUGGCAUCAUAGAUUG
This is a messenger RNA of Jatropha curcas, 1238 nucleotides long. NCBI's taxonomy places the organism in Eukaryota, Viridiplantae, Streptophyta, Magnoliopsida, Malpighiales, Euphorbiaceae. The record is from RefSeq and is a predicted model, not a curated record.